AGUUUUCCGAAUCAUGGAUGAUGAUCGUAGUAAAACAUUGAAUAUGGAGGAAUUCAAGAAAGGUAUCCAUGAUUAUGGCUUGCAACUAACAGAGGGAGAAAUUAAUGAAGUCUUUAGAAGAUUUGAUAAAGAUGGAAAUGGAACAAUUGAUUUUAAUGAGUUUCUGUUGACCAUUCGUCCAGCUAUGUCACAGUCUAGAAUAGAUAUCAUUGACAAGGCAUUCUGUAAAAUGGAUAAAACAGGAGAUGGUGUCAUUACUGUCGAUGAUCUGAAAGGUGUUUAUGAUGUCAGUAAACACCCAAAAUAUAUCAAUGGUGAAUGGUCUAGAGACCAGGUGUUUGCUAUAUUUCUCAAUAACUUUGACUCUCCAAAUGAGAAAGAUGGCAAGGUGACAAAAGAGGAAUUUCAAAAUUACUACAGCGGUGUUAGCGCUUCCAUUGAUGAGGAUAGUUACUUCAUACUGAUGAUGAGAACUGCUUGGAAGCUGUAACUUUGUGCAUUCUAUGAAUACCUAAAGUCACUAUUGUAGUGUCUACCAAGACAGACGAAUUUUUAUGGCGAAGAACUCUCUGAGUUUGUGAUUUUAUUAAAAAACCUGAAAUAUUAUAUUAGUUUUAUUAUUAUAUCGUAGUAUUGCCUACUUCCAAAGACCUAGUCAGAACAUUUUUUUGUCAACCAAUUCAUUUAAUAAACAUUUUCACCAACAGUUUCUAUGGUAACAUAGUGACUAGGUAGAUAUUUUGGAAACUCAACAUACUGUGAAAAUAAUCAUUGUUUCAGUGAUUUUUGUAAAAACUGAAAUUUAUUCACAAGGAAUAAUUAAUUAAUUAGUCAGUCAGUUCAGUGUUGUCCGGUACAACAACACUUUUUCUUGUUUACUUGAUUAGCAUAAUUAUGUAAUUAGCAUAAUUAUCUUCUAAUUGGUCUUUGCUCUGCAGAGAAUGAUGAUGUCACUACGAAUAUUUCACCUCUGUCUUUAAAAGUUUCAUCAGACACACAGAGUUUGGGACAGUGAUCUAUUCAAAGAUCUAGUGUAUUCAAACAGAUCAAGUGAUUGAUCAGGAAAUCAGAGUAAUUUGAAUAUUGUUCUCUCAGCAUGCAAACAUAUAUAAUAGGUAAAUUAUAUUUUAAGUCGGUAAUUUUAAUAAUUCAAACUUAUUAUUAGUAGUUUAUUGUUGAUUGUAAUUUAAAAUUGGUUCAUUUCCAUUGCUGAUUUAGCUCAUUUGUCUUGUGUUUUUUUAAAUUUGUUUUUUUAAACACUGUUGACGAUAGUAACUUUAUUUGAUAUGGAACACUGCUUGGCAUUCACUUUAUUUGUAUUUUACUGUUUAGUUUGUAAGGUAUUCUCACAAAAUAAAAAUUCUUAUCCUACAGAGCACAAUUUAUUAUAUAAUGCUGGUAUUUGUCUUUUCUGUACUUUUUUUUUACUAUUGUAUUACCUUUGAGUUUAGUGCCCUCUAGUUAGUUGUUAGUUUCACCUGUAGGUGGCGCUCAUCCAAUAACAUUAAAACAUGCAUGAAAAGGUAUAUUUUUUAAUUUCGCUACUCAUUCAUAUUUUAACUGUAAAAAAAUGAAAAAAAUCAGUAAAGUUUUUAUAAACAUU
Messenger RNA from Saccoglossus kowalevskii, 1603 nucleotides. RefSeq names its product calcyphosin-like protein. The record is from RefSeq and is a predicted model, not a curated record. NCBI's taxonomy places the organism in Eukaryota, Metazoa, Hemichordata, Enteropneusta, Harrimaniidae. Gene Ontology annotation, molecular function: calcium ion binding.